UCUGUCCCCUCCAGAAUGGCGCUGGCCCUUCUCCUUCACAGAAGCUUUGGCGUUAGUAUCACCAAGCCGAGUUCCCAUAGGGCGAGGGCUCUGACAAGCAGCCAUGACCCGGCCGUUGUGCGCACGUGUGCAAGCGUGCACGCUGGUGUGUACGCUGAUGUGCACGCCAACACUGGGCCGCCGGCGAGCUUGCGUUUCCGUUAUGGGAGCCAGGGCCGCCUCUGGCGCGGCUGCAGAGGCGCGCCCGGCGCCCCCUCCCGCCCAGUCCCCUCCUCCAAGCUCUCGCUCGCCCUCCUCCCUCUCCCGGCAGCGUGGGCCGCCUCCGGGUGCGCAGGGCAGCGCUCCGCACGCGAGCCCCUCCUGCAGCCGCCGCGGAGCGAGCUCAGCGCCGACCCCGGGGCGUGCGUGGUGCUGCGAUUCAGCCACCGAGCGACCAUGAGCCGCGGCGCGGGGUUCGCCGAGAGCAGUGAUGAUUACAAUGCUUCUUCAGAAGAAAAAGAUUGCCCUAGCCCCAACCUAGAUACUUCAAAGGACUCUAAAUCAGGAGAUGACAGCAGUUCUGAGAGCAAUUCUGAAAGUGACUCUGAUAAUGAGGAGCCAAAAACAGAAAAAAUAACCCUUCUUGUCUCUACAGAUGGAGAAAUAGGAGAGUCUCCCACCCAGGAAGCUUCCACUCAGGCUAAAGAAUGGAAGGAUAAAGAAUUGCCCACAGAUUAUUUAAAUUCAGAAUGUAUUAAACUUAAACCUCACUGUGAACACUGUAAUGCUGAAAAUAAACACAAUGAACAAGUGACCCCCAGACUCCUUUCCAGGGGACAGUUUUUACUGAAGGUGGAUGCGGAGGGAAUUUACGAGUGCACGGAGACUGGUCUGAUAUUUGAGGUUAACAGAAAAGUUGACAUCAAGUAUUGCGUUUUGUCCUGGAGCAAAUACGCAGACCUGGUGGUUAAGCCCUGGGCUGUUGGGGGACCCUUGUUUGAUGUUAAAUGUGACCCAACCUGUCUUACCUCCAUUCAGUUUCCACAUUCCCUCUGCUUGGGUCACCAUGACUCCAGCAUGACAUUCAGAGUCUUCCAUGUCAAAAGGUCUGGUGGGGCCUCAUUAGAAUAUACUGUGGAUCAUUCUGCGAGUCAUGUCAAAUGGCACGUGAGCUCGCUCUCUCCUGUGGGACCUGUUAUUCAAAGCGAAGACACAUUGUACCACCACGGGGCUGUGAUUCUGUAUAAAGUCGUGGACCAUAAUCCAUCUUUGUCUCUUCGUGUAUAUAUAGCAACCAAUAACGAUUCCUUCAUCAAGGAUAUUUCCAAGUCUGUAAAGCACUCCUCUAAGAAAUUCAUGAAGAUCGACAAGCCUCCUGUUUGCCAGAAGUUAUUGCAGAAUGGGAAGAAAUACAGACUGAUCAGCGAACCAGAAGCCGAUAUUACUCCAGAGGAAAUUGAAUUUGUGGAUGGUUCACUUUUAAAAUUGAAAAGUUAUAUUGAAGUAUAUUUGGAGCAGCCAGUGGAGUUUAAAUUACUAUUGGUUGAAACGGAUUCCGAGGAAAUUGUAUGGAAAGCAAAACUGAGAGAAUGCGACUGGGUUCAACAUGAGCAGAGUCGGAACGUUUCGAAAAGCAGCACAGGUGGUAACAGGCGACGAAAAAUGAGUAGCACCCUACCUGAUGAGGAGGUCUAUGAUAAAAGAAUGAAGCAGACUGACACUUCAGGAGCCAAAACCCUGUUAACAGACACUCAGUUGCUUACCCUUGCUGGGAAGCUGGGGAAGGAGUGGAUAAAAAUUGCCAUCGUCAACCUGGAGUUGGAUAUAAGUGAUAUUGAUGCUAUCCGGGAGAAGGAAGAAGAUGUUACCGUCUAUAAGUUUCAGAUGCUGAAGAAGUGGCAAGAAAAGGAGCAGAAUAAUGCCACAGUCCAGAACUUAUAUAACUGCUUGGAGAAGGUCUCUGUCGAAAUCCGGGAUGUGCUGGAAGGUUUCUUACGGGCAAUAUGAAAUUUAGAAGAUGAACUGAAAAAGGAAACCUCAGGAACUUUGAUCUGCAAAGCAUCAUUUCAACUGGUAAUUGGUUAUAGAUUCCAUGAGACCUUGAACUUUCACAGUCUGUGGAAGCAACUUUCUUUAUAAUCAGUCACUCUAUAGAGGCAAAGAGAAUGAAAAAUAUUCAGAAAACUUGAGGAAGAAAACACCUCUACAAUAGCAAGAUUUUUUUAAUUUUAUUUUUAUUUUUUGGCACCUCCUGCUCACACCAUCCCACCCUGCCUCCCCACCCAAACUGGUAUAAUUAUAAAGGGUGCUUAAAAUGACUCAACUCAGUCAGGUGAGAAAUGUGGUAAUUUUCUUUUUGGAGUCUGUGGACUAUGAAAUUCAUAUCAAGGGUUUAAACAUUUUUAGCAAUUAAAUGGUAGUGUACUUAAACUUGCACCAAUUUAGUUUAGCUUUUAUUGACAUUAAUAACGAAGAGAGGUUCCUCUUCUUUUAGCUCCCACACAGACAGACACAUGUGUCUCUGAGUACAAUACAUCAUUUUAUGUGGGGUAUGAUUUCCGUAUCUCACAUUUACUAACCUGUCUGGCUAGUGGUCUGCUAAGUCAUUUGACCAAUCACGUUACCUGGUCUUGGAGUGAUUAGAAAGGAAUGUAAUCCUCUCUCAUCGGUGUCGAUCGCCUCACCUUACUGGGCAGAUUCACCCGGAUCGAUUUGUCAGUCGCAGCAAUUUUUAUCAACCUUCCACAGUCACCAGGCCAAACACUGCACGUCCCGACUUUUACCCUGGGAUCAUUCACUUUAUAGGGGGAAAAAACCUACUCAGAAAUACCUUAGCAGGACCAAGGGAAAACUGUCAUCUCUUCUUGAAGAAGACUUGCCCCAGGGAAUAAUGGGCCACAUUGGCUCUUGUUAAUUGGUGAAAUGUUCUUUUUUUUUGUAUGUAUAUUGUCCCUCUCCCAGAAUCAUGCAUGUGGUGAUUUAACAUUUUUGAUAUGUUUUGUUAACUUAUUUGAAGAAACUAUAAAUUACCAUUAGUCUUCUGUCAACAUUAGCUGGAGAGUAAAAUAAAUCUCAAUGAAUUAAUCAGAGAAACACAUUUGAUUGUUUUGCCUGUGAAGAACAAAUUGACUCUAUAGGGAAGAAUAUAUUUUUAAUUAUCAGGGAUCCUGUGGAAAUCAAAUCAGCGUCACUUUAUGAGUUUUUUUUUUUUUAAUGUACUAUAUUUUAGGAAACACAUGGAGUUUUAACAUUCAGAAGUUAAACUACUUAAAGGACUUGAAUUUUUAAAUGUUUAUUAUUUUUUAUAAGUUGUUUUUUGAAGACAUGCGUCAUUUCAGAGGUGCUUUGUAUAUAAGCUGGUUUCCUAAUAAUUUUUUAACCUUUUUCAUACUAUGGAUGAAGGGAAGAAAAAUAAAUCUGCAUUCGUACAGUGCAAA
Molecule: messenger RNA, 3416 nt
Organism: Pteropus alecto (black flying fox)
Lineage: Eukaryota; Metazoa; Chordata; Mammalia; Chiroptera; Pteropodidae
Exons: 17
Coding region: 16-1986 (656 amino acids)
Biological process (GO): signal transduction; mRNA export from nucleus; regulation of DNA-templated transcription elongation
Cellular component (GO): THO complex part of transcription export complex
Molecular function (GO): protein binding
Source: RefSeq, a predicted model, not a curated record